Molecule: messenger RNA, 3086 nt
Organism: Candoia aspera
Lineage: Eukaryota; Metazoa; Chordata; Lepidosauria; Squamata; Candoiidae
Product: kinesin-like protein KIF20A
Exons: 18
Coding region: 31-2487 (818 amino acids)
Biological process (GO): microtubule-based movement
Cellular component (GO): kinesin complex; microtubule; nucleus
Molecular function (GO): ATP binding; microtubule motor activity; ATP hydrolysis activity
Source: RefSeq, a predicted model, not a curated record
UUGUCUUUUUCUCUUGUUAAAUGGUGAAGAAUGAACUGCCAAGAAAGUCAUGGAACUGCCUUCAUGGGGUGUAGCAUGGUAGAAGCAAUAGCUCAUGAAGAAUUGUCUGAAGAACAACAAGAAGUGAAGGAACUGUAUCAGCCACUGAAAGUUUACUUGAGAGUUCGGCCCUUCUCAAAGGCAGAGCUUGAAAAUAACGAAAACCAGGACUGCUUAAUUAUUGAAAAUCAAAAGACAGUAACACUUCAGGCUCCAAAAGAAUUGGCCCCAAUUAAGAAUAACGAAAAGAAGAUUGGACAAUCUGCUGCACAUCAAUUCACUUUCACAAAGGUUUUUGGACCAGAUACAACUCAAAAUGAAUUUUUUGGAGGCACAAUGAAAGACAUUGUAAAGGCAUUCCUUAAUGGAAGAAAUGGGCUUGUUUUUACUUAUGGUGUUACUAAUGCAGGCAAAAGUUUCACUGUCCAAGGUUGUCCAAAAGAUGGUGGCAUUCUUCCUCGUUCCCUUGAUAUGAUAUUUAUUCAUAUAAAAGGAAGGCAGUAUUCAAAGAUGAAUUUAAAACCUUGCUUCAGUAAUCUUACCAAGAGGCUAAAUGAUAUGCAGGUUAAGCAAGAAGAAUCCAUGAAAGCUGCACUUCUUGUUUCUUUGAAAGAGGAGACAGAAAAACCUUUUGGUCCUUUAAGCGCAUCAGAUUCAAUGUCAUGCAGCUGUAACUCACCAAACCUUCCUUUGGAUCAGUUAGAUUACAAACCUGAAUUUGUAAAUUCAGAGGCUUUUACCAAGGGUCAGAAAACCCUAGCAUCACUUUGGGUUUCCUUCUUUGAAAUCUAUAACGAGUACAUUUAUGACUUACUGGACUUACUACCAGCCUUGAAAAAUCAGAAGCGCAAAGUUUUAAGAAUCUGUGAGGAUCAAGGAGGAAACUUCUACAUCAAAGAUUUAAAGUGGGUCAAUGUAACAAACUCAGAAGAAGCUUGUAAAAUACUUAAAAUAGGAAAUAAGAACAGAAGCUUGGCAUGCACCAAGAUGAACCAGCAAUCCAGUAGAAGCCACAGUAUAUUUUCUAUUCGACUCCUCAGUUUAAGUGAUGAAGAUGUGCCACGCACUCUUGGGAUCUCAGAACUUUCCCUCUGUGACCUGGCUGGUUCAGAAAGAUGCCAUAAAGCUCGAACAUUUGGAGACAGACUAAAAGAAGCUGGCAAUAUUAAUAAUUCUCUUCUUAUUCUUGGAAAAUGUAUUGCAGCUCUGAAACAAAAUCAAAACUCAAAAUUAAGGCCAACUUAUAUUCCCUUCCGAGAGAGUAAACUGACGCGCCUCUUCCAACCAUUCUUCUGUGGUAAAGGCAAAGCCUGCAUGGUUGUCAACAUUAGUCAAUGUGCUUCCACGUAUGAUGAAACACUGCAUGUAAUGAAGUUUUCUGCUGUAGCAAAGCAAGUUAUUCAAACAUUUCAACACAAACUCUUUGAUUAUUUUCCUCAAAAGUAUGCCAGGAGAGAAGAUAAACCUACAGUGCACUUUGAUGAAAUAUCCAUUGAGCAAUUUCAUGCAUAUGCUGAUGUUGCUACCUCUUCUGAAGAUGAGGAAAUAGAUAUCACUAUUCUGAGCCAUGAGGAUCUCUUGAAAAGAACAGAGAUGCUAAAAGAUAAACUGAUCGCAGAGAGACAAGGCAAACUACUUCUUGAAGUCCAAAUACGCAAAGAAAUGGCCAAAGCAAUGUUUCAGCAACUUAUGGAAACAGAAGAAGCUUGGAGCAAGCGCUUAGAAGAUUUAAAAGAAAGUUAUGAAGAAAAACUGGAGAAUAAAUUUGAAAUGUAUAAGGAUGCCAUAAAGAAGCAUGCAUACACAUGUGCAAUGGACCAAAUUGAAGAGCGCUAUGUUCCAAUAGAAGAGUUCAUAGCUGAACAAGAGAAGGUUCAGGACAGAGAAAUGAAAAUACUAGAGCUGAAAUUAAAACUUGGAGAACAAAAUAGCCUGCCUUCAGAAAAUCCCUGUUUAAACCCUUUGGAAUGGAAGAUGAAUUUAGAUACUAAAUGCAAGAUGGUGGAGAAAACUUCAGAUGCUCUACAGAAACCGUGUAAAGAGAGAGAUGAGUUAAUAAAAUCACUGAAAUUGAAAAUUCAGAAAUUAAAUGAAAUGCUGCAAGAUGCCAAGGAAGAAUAUAGAAAAACAGUUGAGGAGAAUAAUAUAUUAAAGCAGAUGGUGAUGCUUAAGGAACAAGAAAUCAUUGGGCUUCAAAACUUGGCUAAAUGUGACCAUGAACCUGAAACCACGUUAUCUCACAUACAAGAAGAAUUAAAUGAAAACAACAGUCUGUUAAGUGCAGAAAGUAAUAAACAUAAUAAAGCCAAAAAGGGCUUCUUUGCAAGUCUGAAAUAUACAGCAACAGAUAGUCCUAAGAUAUCGAAAAGUAAAGGUCUGGAAAAACCUGAGGAGUCCCUUACUGCAUCACACAGACUGGUGUCAGUAGCACAUCAAAUAAAACAAUAAUGCUGAUCAGGACUCACUGAACCAAAUUUAUACAUUUGGAAAUCACAGGGAUAUAAUAAGCUUAAAUGUAUUUACUUUGAAGGGAACAAAAUGUCCUGUAUUUUAUCAUCGUUGUAAUAUGGGAGUAGAUAUUUCACAAGAGUUAACUUGAAGUAAAUUGUAAUUUUUAUCUUAGUGCUAAAUUUGCUGUCCCUGUGAUGGUUGGACUACAAUCCACAGAAUUUGCCAGUGUAUCAGGAAGGGUUAUUCUACCAACAUACCUGGUGGACAUCAGAUGAGGGAAGUGGGCUAAAUAAUAUCUCCAUCAAGAAUGCUAUGGCUUCUUCUAAAAUUCCUUCAUUGUUAUGUCUUUCUCUUUCGAGAACUUUUUUUAAACUGUUAUAAAAUGCGUAUGUUUAGAUCUUGAUAUUCACACAUCUUAGCUUCAUAACGAUUGUGAAAAUGUGCAGGAAGCAACCUUACCUCUAUUCUUUUGCUUCCCAGGAAUUCAAACAGGACAAAAAUUUUAAUAAUUGACAUGGUAUUGUUGGUAUUUUGAGACUGUUAUGACUGUUAUGACUAGCUGUUUGACACCAAUAAACUAUUCUUUUUCUUUUGUA